Messenger RNA from Penicillium subrubescens, 576 nucleotides. RefSeq lists its product as uncharacterized. The coding region runs from base 1 to 576 and encodes 191 amino acids. Gene Ontology annotation, biological process: chromatin remodeling. Gene Ontology annotation, cellular component: Ino80 complex. The transcript has a single exon. NCBI's taxonomy places the organism in Eukaryota, Fungi, Ascomycota, Eurotiomycetes, Eurotiales, Aspergillaceae. The record is from RefSeq and is a predicted model, not a curated record.
AUGGCACCCGCUACACCCGCAAAGGAUGACGAGGCUCACCAGCUUCUUCUGAGCCAACUCGAUAUCGCCGCUGUCCCCAAACCCUUCCGCAACCCGCACUGGAAGCCCUCCCAGCGCCGCAACAAGAACGUCAAAGCGAUCAUCUCAGAGACCACUCGAAAGGAAGCUUCCCAGUUGGCCACCCAGGUCAAUUCCGGCGCCACCACCCCUUUCCCUGCUACAUCAGCCACUGCGACCACCGACGGCGCCGCAUCACCUGCUGAAGGUGCCGGCAAGGCUCCCAACCUCGCACAGGCGGCUCGCGACCUAUCAACACUCGUGCUGGAGAAGAAUGCCCGCGCAAUGUUCCCCAGCGGACCUGCUGUCACCUACACCAACAUUGAGUCUGCGCCGUCGUUGGAUCCUUCCAAUAAGCGCCACUACUGCGAUAUAACCGGUCUCUCGGGCCCGUACACCGACCCCAAGACGCGACUCCGGUAUCACGACAAGGAGAUCUUUGGCGUCAUUCGCAACUUGUCCCAGGGUGUACCGGAGAGCUACCUCGAAACAAGAGGAGCUCACACAGUGCUCAAGUAA